Pseudomyrmex gracilis is the source of this 3596-nucleotide messenger RNA. RefSeq lists its product as uncharacterized. Gene Ontology annotation, biological process: detection of chemical stimulus involved in sensory perception of smell; sensory perception of smell. Gene Ontology annotation, cellular component: plasma membrane. Gene Ontology annotation, molecular function: olfactory receptor activity; odorant binding. Bases 18 to 3584 code for a protein of 1188 amino acids. Lineage: Eukaryota; Metazoa; Arthropoda; Insecta; Hymenoptera; Formicidae. The transcript is spliced from 19 exons. The record is from RefSeq and is a predicted model, not a curated record.
UUAGUCGUGUUACUCGUAUGACUGUCUAUUGUUCUUUGAUACGGUUUAGGAAAAGUGACAGAUGGCGGAAAAACCUUUCACGUACUGAGCACGCGCGUAAACUCGGUGGGUUUUUUGCGUGGCAAGUAUCUCAGUUCGAUCACGACAAUUUUCGAUUCACGACAAUUUUAGCUUCGCGAACUUCAAUGAAUGUCAACAAAGAUCUGAAUUACGCGUUCGCACUCAGUCGACACUGUUUGCGAUUAUUAGGCAUAUGGCCCGAUCCACGUGUUUCCGUGAGUGACCUUCGCUGUCCCAGUUUGAGAUUUAUAAUCAUCACAUGUAUCUUGAGCUUCUAUGUGAUCGUGCCGCAAUUAACAAAUAUAAUUCGCGCUUGGGGUAACGUGGCCCUGAUGGUGGAGCACAUCGCCUCCGCGAAUUUUAGUUUGAUAGCGCUGUGCAAAUUGGUGGUCACCUGGUAUCACGGUGAAACACUUCGAACGCUGGUGACGUCGGUGGUGAUCGAUUGGAUUACCUCGAAGAGCAAUUGGGAACGAUAUACGAUGUUGAAGCUCGCAAGAUGCGGUCGAAGUUUGUCAUUUCGAUGUUACUUUGUCGGGACGGGAACGGUCGCGUUUGGCGGGGUUUUCCAUCUCAUCAAGUUCUAUCGUUUCAUGCAUCAACCUCAACGACCCAUCGUCUAUCCAUUCCCGUAUCCCUACAACGUACAAAAAAGUCCAAAUUACGAGAUCACCUUUUUUAUUCAAAUUUGUGGCGGUGUAUACACGGCCCUCAUCAACUGUACCGUCGAUAGCUUCGUCUCAACGCUUGUGCUGCACAUGUGUUCGCAGCUGAUAAAUCUACGAACAACACUGCAUAAUCUGAUUGACGAAGAGGUCGACAAAUCCAUGUCGUCUUCAAGAUUUAGGAAAAAUUUAAGCGCGAUUAUUAUUCGCCACGAGCAUGUCAUCAGGAACGCGAAGGCGCUUGACAACUGUUAUAGUGCGGUGUUGUUCGUGCACAUGCUGUCACUUACUUUUCAACUGUGCUUUCAAACGUUUCGAGUUUUCACGAUAAUAACGGAACACUUGGAGGUGCCUCUUGUCAAAAUAAUUUUCCUUUCGUUUUACGUUCUUCUCGUGUUAAUGCAUUUGUGGAUUUAUUGCUAUUCAGCCGAAAGACUUUCGGAAGAGAGCACUAGUAUCGCAUACGGCGUGUACGAAUGCAAAUGGUACGAUUUGCCGUCAAAAAAUGCGAANGAUUUAAUGUUCAUGGUACAUCGCUCCGCGGAUCCAUUAAUAUUGACGGCCGGAAAAUUCGGAACGUUUUCAAUUGAAAUGUUCGGAAUAACAGUGAAAACAUCAAUGGGUUAUUUAUCGGCAUUGUUGUUGCAAAAAUACAAAAAUCUGAAUUACGCGUUCGCACACAGUCGCCAGUGUUUGCGAUUCUUAGGCAUAUGGCCCGAUCCACAUGUUUCCGUGAGUGAUCUUCGCUGUCCCAGCUUGAGAUUUAUAAUCAUUACAUGUAUCUUAAGCUUCUAUGUGUUCGUGCCGCAAGUAACAAAUAUAAUUCGCGCUUGGGGUAACGUGGCCCUGAUGGUGGAGAACAUCGGCUCCGCAAAUUUUAGUUUGAUAGCGUUGUGCAAAUUGGUGGUCACGUGGUAUCACGGUGAAACACUUCAAAUGCUGGUAACAUCGGUCAUGACCGAUUGGAUUACUUCAAGCAACUGGGAACGAUAUACGAUGUGGAAGCUCGCUAGAUGUAGUAAAAGUUUGUCAUAUCGAUGUUACUUUUUUGGAACGGGAACGAUCGGGUUUUACAUAUUAUUCCAUCUCACCAAGUUUUAUCGAUUUAUGCACCAGCCUCAACGACCCUUCGUCUAUCCAUUCCCGUAUCCCUUCAACGUUCACAAGAGUCCGAAUUACGAGAUCACCUUUUUUAUUCAACUUUGUGGUGGUACAUACACGGUCUUCAUUAUCUGCAUCGUCGACAGCUUCGUCUCAACGCUCCUGCUGCACGUCUGUUCGCAGCUGAUAAAUUUACGAACAACACUGCAUAAUCUGAUUGACGAAGUGGUCGACAAAUCUAUGUCGUCUUCAAGAUUUAGGAAAAAUUUAAGCGCGAUUAUUAUUCGCCACAAGCAUGUCAUCAAGAACGCGAAGGCACUUGACAGCUCCUUCAGUGCGAUGUUGUUCAUGCACGUGCUGGCACUUAAUCUUCAACUGUGCUGUCAAACGUUUCGAGGUUUUACGAUAAUAACGGAACACUUGGAGGUGCCUCUUAGCAAACUAAUUUUCCUUUGGUUUUACGUUCUCCUUGUGUUAAUGCUUUUAUGGAUUUAUUGCUAUUCAGCCGAACGACUUUUGGAAGAGUAUCUCAGUCCGACGACAAUUUUCGCUUCGCGAACCUCAAUGAAUGUUAACAAAGAUCUGAAUUACGAGUUCGCACUCAGUCGCCAGUGUUUGCGAUUCUUAGGCUUAUGGCCCGAUCCACAUGUUUCCGUGAGUGGAUUUCGCCGUCCCAGCGUGAGAUGUAUAAUCAUCACAUGUAUCUUGAGCUUCUAUGUGUUCGUGCCGCAAGUAACAAAUAUGAUUCGCGCUUGGGGUAACGUGGCCCUGAUGGUGGAGUACUUCGCCUCCGCGAAUUUUAGUUUGAUAGCGCUGUUAAAAUUGGUGUUCACGUGGUAUCACGGUGAAACACUUCAAAUGCUGGUAACAUCGGUCAUGACCGAUUGGAUUACUUCAAGCAACUGGGAACGCUAUACGAUGUUGAAGCUCGCAAGAUGUAGUAGAAGUUUGUCAUAUCGAUGUUACUUUUUUGGAGUUGGAACGGUCGGGUUUUACAUAGUAUUCAAUCUCACCAAGUUCUAUCAAUUCUUUCACCAGCCCCAACGACCUCCCGUCUAUGAAUUCCCGUAUCCCUACAACGUUUACAAGAGUCCGAAUUACGAGAUCACCUUUUUUCUUCAACUUUGUGGUGGUACGUACACGGUCUACAUCAUCUGCGCCGUCGACAGCUUCGUCUCAACGCUCGUGCUGCACGUCUGUUCGCAGCUGAUAAAUUUACGAACAACAUUGCAUAAUCUGAUUGACGAAGUGGUCGACAAAUCCAUGUCGUCUUCAAGAUUUAGAAAAAAGUUAAGCGCGGUUAUUAUUCGCCACGAGCAUAUCAUCAGGAACGCGAAGGCACUUGACAGCUCCUUCAGUGCAAUGUUGUUCGUGCACAUGCUGUCACUUACAUUUCAACUGUGCUUUCAAACGUUUCGAGUUUUUACGAUAAUAACGGAACACUUGGAGGUGCCUCUUAGCAAAAAAUGUUUCCUUUCGUUUUACGUUCUUCUCGUGUUAAUGCAUUUGUGGAUUUAUUGCUAUUCAGCCGAAAGACUUUCGGAAGAGAGCACUAGUAUCGCAUACGGCGUGUACGAAUGCAAAUGGUACGAUUUGCCGUCAAAAAAUGCGAANGAUUUAAUGUUCAUGGUACAUCGCUCCGCGGAUCCAUUAAUAUUGACGGCCGGAAAAUUCGGAACGUUUUCAAUUGAAAUGUUCGGAAUAACAGUGAAAACAUCAAUGGGUUAUUUAUCGGUAUUGUUGGCAAUGAAAGAGUGACGGUAAUAUGAG